This is a messenger RNA of Acipenser ruthenus (sterlet), 2774 nucleotides long. Its product is annotated as 3-keto-steroid reductase/17-beta-hydroxysteroid dehydrogenase 7-like. Gene Ontology annotation, molecular function: 3-beta-hydroxysteroid 3-dehydrogenase (NADP+) activity; estradiol 17-beta-dehydrogenase [NAD(P)+] activity; 5-alpha-androstane-3-beta,17-beta-diol dehydrogenase (NADP+) activity. Lineage: Eukaryota; Metazoa; Chordata; Actinopteri; Acipenseriformes; Acipenseridae. Gene Ontology annotation, cellular component: endoplasmic reticulum membrane. The record is from RefSeq and is a predicted model, not a curated record. The coding region runs from base 60 to 1067 and encodes 335 amino acids. Gene Ontology annotation, biological process: cholesterol biosynthetic process. The transcript has 9 exons.
UGUAAAUUCAAGGUGUGUAUCAGAUUUAGCAGCAUUUGUCAAAUCGUGCAGUGUCUAGCAUGAGUAAGAAGGUUGUCUUGGUCACUGGAGCGAAUAGUGGCAUUGGCUUGGCUCUGUGUGAGCGUCUCCUCACACACAGUGACCAGAUUCACCUGUGUCUGGCAUGUAGAAACAUGCAGCGGGCUGAGGCAGCCCGCACUGCCUUGCACACCUCCCACCCUGGAGCUGAUAUCUCCCUGCUCAAAGUCGACGUUGGCAGCCUGCAGUCCGUGUUGGAGGCAUCUAAGGAGAUCAAACAGAGGUUUAAGAAAGUAGACUACCUAUACCUGAAUGCAGGGAUCAUGCCCAAUCCUCAAAUAAGCCUUAAAGCCUUUGUGACUGGACUGUUCUCAAGGAAGGUGAUCAGUAUGUUUGCCACCGGGGAAGGUCUUCUGACGCAGCAAGACCGGGUCACUGCAGACGGAUUGCAGGAGGUUUUUGUUACCAAUGUCUUUGGACAUUUCAUAAUGAUCAGAGAGUUGGAGCCUUUACUGUGUCAGCCUGGAAACACAUCCCAGCUGAUAUGGACAUCAUCCAGCAAUGCCAGAAGCUCUGCGUUCAGACUGGAUGACUACCAGCACACUCAAGGAGUGGAGCCCUACAGCUCCUCUAAAUAUGCUUCAGAUCUGCUGAGUGUGGCAUUGAAUAGGCACUAUAACAAACAGGGCUUGUAUUCAUCUGUAAUUUGUCCUGGACUCGUGAUGACAAAUUUAACUUAUGGCAUCCUUCCAUCAUUUUUCUGGAUGUUGAUUAUGCCAGUUAUGUGGCUGAUUAGAAUAUUCACCAACACGUUCACUCUUACUGCUUACAAUGGAGCGGAGGCUUUGUUUUGGUUGUUUAAUCAGAAGCCGGAAUCCUUAGAUCCCCGAGCAAAAUACCACAGCUAUAGUUCAGGACUGGGAAACAGUUACACUAAACCACAAAAGAUGGACCUGGAUGAAGACACGGCAGAAACAUUCUAUGAAAAAUUACUUGAGCUGGAAGGCAGAGUGCGAGACAAACACAGAGCACAAGAGGAUAGAAGAUAGAUGCACUCUGGCUUGUCAUGGACCAGACCAUUUAUAUUGCUGCUUUCCAGUACAAACGACAUCUGCAGUCUGUCUGCAUCUGUUGACAUUGUUCUACUACAUUGGGAAGAUCUUUUUUUUCUGUACCACUGUCAAUGGAAUUUAAAGAUGCCUUUUUAAAUUAUGUAACAUAUCAGUAACUUGCGAGGCAUUAUAAAUCUAAGUUUGGGGGUCAAUGGGGUAGAGUGCGACCUUUUAAUCAUUUAUUUAAUGUUGUUUGAGAUCUGCUGGUUUAAGAAAACUACUAAAAUAGCACUGAAUACUAGUAACAGGUUUGUUCUUCACUGGAUGCCUGCCAGAGAGCUUUCAUAAUGAAUGACACAAAAGUGUAUGCUGUAAAACUGGCACUAGUGCAGGUAAACCAAAUCCUGACUAAACUAUCCUCAACUGCAGAUAUGGUUCGUUGGAAGUUUAUUAUCAUUGCUACCUGUCUUUUGACACCUGUGGCAGCUUUGCUUUAAUCAUAGACCAACACUCUUUUCAAAGCAGAAACAGAAUUCUAGAUUACGUCAACAUUUUACAGACACCCUAGGUGUGGUGCAAGUGAAUCGUGCAGGGAAUGGUCAGGAGGAAGAAGUUUUAUUCAGUGUCAUUGUUAAUUCUAUUGCAAUUUUUGUACAGCGUUUUCACAGCCUAAGAAAGCUCUGAAAAUAUCCUGAGGCUGUAUUUCAUAAAAUAAAAUAAAUACAGUCCAUCAACGACAGUUAUUCAUGCUGUGUUUGACUCCAGAGGUGUUUUUGUUUUAAAUGAGAAUGUUUUAAAACAGUGAAAUGAUUACAGUAGCCCAAUCUCGUUUUCCAGAGGUGACCUCUGUAAACAAGGUUGACUAGGGGUUAAAAUCGAUUAACACAAUGAGUACAAUUUGAAAACACUUCAAUAAAAAAAUUAAUAGUACAUUGUGCUUUGAAUAGAUUACUGUUCUUCCUAUUUCUGCCAGUCAUUAAUAAACACUAUUUGAAAUACUAGAGAAAUUAAAAUUCUAUUAACUAUUUAGUUUUUUUGCUCAAUGCAAAAUAUGAUGUACUGUAAGCAGAGGCUUCACUGCUGCGUACGAGAACAGUGAUGUGAACAUAAAUGCAAUCAGAAUGGAAAGGACUUGGGUAUUUAACAUUAACCAGCUGUGUGUUACAUUAGAGAAAACUCAGCAUCUUUGAAAUGGUUAGGUGAGCUCAUCCAAGCAAGGCUAGCAGGUGAGAUAAGGUUGCAGUGGAAUACUACAAAAAGCUUUUGUUCUCACUCUUUUGAGUGGGUCACAAUAAAGCUUCCAAGGAAUCUUCUACAAAGUGUUUAAGCAAUAAGUCAGUAAUGGGUUGAUUUCAGGGUUGAAGAAUUUUGCCGAUCCUCAUUUAGCCUAAUUGAACAAUUUUAAUUUGAUAUUUUCCAACUCAAAGGCUGCACAAGAAAGCAGUAACAGAAAUUAAAAUCAAAACAUUUACAUUACAUAAGACAUUGGUCUUGUUUCUUAUACCAUAGUUUUAUCUCAAUGCAUGUUUAUUUGACAAACAUGCAUUAAAAACAAACCUCAUUCAUUAUUGAAAUACUUUGCUUGUUUUGAUGAAUAAGGUUUGGUGUCAAUGACUGCUUUUAUUAAAUGUGAUCCACCAUAUAACUAUUAAACACUCAAUAGUGCUGAAUUUAGAAACAAAAUAAACUUUUAUUGUUUUUUAC